Messenger RNA from Cryptotermes secundus, 5599 nucleotides. Its product is annotated as forkhead box protein P1. The transcript has 18 exons. The coding region runs from base 736 to 3405 and encodes 889 amino acids. Gene Ontology annotation, molecular function: RNA polymerase II cis-regulatory region sequence-specific DNA binding; DNA-binding transcription factor activity, RNA polymerase II-specific. Gene Ontology annotation, cellular component: nucleus. NCBI's taxonomy places the organism in Eukaryota, Metazoa, Arthropoda, Insecta, Blattodea, Kalotermitidae. The record is from RefSeq and is a predicted model, not a curated record. Gene Ontology annotation, biological process: regulation of transcription by RNA polymerase II.
GAAGGCCGGGACCUAUUUAUUUUCCCCAGCUCCGGUGCUCGAUAAGCAUGUAUGUUUCUGUCUGAUAGCAAACAGCGAGCCCGUAUUGAUCAGCGCAAGCCGAGUAAACAAGUGUCGGUCGGGUAUGGGGGGACAGGGGUCUGUACCCUGCCAGCCUGCCUGCUUGUGCUUACAUGCCAACCAUUUCUCCCUCGCUAGACCAGGCACGCAGAGAGUACCGUAGCGUGGUCGGCGCAAGGUUUGUCCUGCCGUUAUUUGGUUUAUGAUUAUUCUGGAUCUGUCAAUCAGUGAGCUGGCUAGUGGGUGGCUGCUGUCCAUUGCUGAAUUUGAAGUGCUGAAUCUCGGAGGAAGGGAAGUGUGAGGACGAGCCACGGGGAGGAGCGGAGAGUGCAUCAGAAGAGGCUAAGGAGGGCAACGUGACUGUGUGUGUGUUUUGUUGUUGUGGCUCAGUAGACUGACGGUCAGUCAUGUAGCUUGGGCCCCGCACCGAACAUUGCCGAGUAGAACCGACGUGUUCCGAGGACGGAGACUGGCGGGCCGCGUGGUGCUGAACGCGCCGGAUCGCUCCACUACACGGCAACUGGCAAGUUCACAAGACAGGCAAGCAGGCAGGCAGGGACAGGCAGACACGGCGAGAUCCACAAGCAGUCGCAGCUGGCAAGCAAGAGAAACAACAGCAGAUUUCAACUCGCUGGCGCCACAAACUUCACAGGAUCGCAACAAGGCAAGAGGAGCAUGCUGGAGCCGCGCUGGAGGCCAGUGCAGGGUCAUUUGGGCGAGAGUCCGUUCGAAGGGGGAUCUUGGGCCAAAGCUCAUUUCACCGCUCAGGCCUCUCCUUGGCAGCCUGCACUUCGAGGAACCCACGGCCGUGCCCAUGAUGAAUGCAUGAUGGACCAUGAAACAGAUGGUGACGGUGCUAUCAACCUAUCUACGUCCCAGCGCCCUUCCGCAGCGACAACUCCCAACGGCAAUGUUGAGUACGACGACCAAGAUCAGGCUUCGUCUAUAGUGAAAGCUCUGAAGCACCAACAACAAAGGGAUCGAGACAGGGACCGUGACGUGGAGUCUGCGGGCAAUGGGAAAUGCAGCCCUGGCCCUGCUCAGGUCCCCGCAAGUAGCAAAUCUUCCGCAUCAACGCAACCUCCAGGGCCAACCACUACUUCCACGCAGCCAUCCCAACCCCCAUCUCAACAGCCGCAACAGCAGACAACGUCCCAAACAGCACCUCAACAGCCGUCACCUCAACAGGCUCAGCUGCCUCCCCCCACCCCUCAUCAGCAACAGAUAAUGUUGUCUCCAGCCUCAGGACUCCAUCAGAUGCAACAGCUUCUUCAGCAACAAAUUCUUAGUCCAGCUCAGCUGCAGUCUCUCAUGCAACAACACACGUUGUUCCUUCAGCAACAACAACAGCAACAUCAUCACCAGCCGGAAUCGGCAAGCGAUAUUCCUGCCAAUGACAGAUUUGGUUACCUUACUCUAAAAUCAGUGCAGCAGCAACAGUUGGCAGAACUGGGAAGGAAACAGUUGGAGCAAGCCAUGCAACAGCUGCAGGAACAGCUGCAACUGAAUCUUAUCCAGCAAACGCAUCUUCUUCAGACGGGGGACAAGAAGAAAGCGGCAGCCCCGUUGCAGCAGUUAGCGUUGCAGCAACAACAGCUGAUGCAACAGUUACAGAUCACGCAGAGGCAGUAUCUCCUACAACAGGGUAUUGGAAUGCAGCCCAUGGUUCUGGCGCAGGCGCAGGCUCAAGUUCAGGCUCAGGUUCAAGCUCAAGCGCAAGCACAAGGCGCAGGCAUGCCGUCAGCGGAAGUAACCAGCCCGUGGAAAGAAGCUUCUAGUGAAGGCCUGGAUAGCCAUCUUAACCCCCCUGCCCACAAGAGCAUCACAGGUCUGAAUGGACUACUGAGUUCCAUGGGGCUUGGUCGUAGAGAAGGUUUGAACGGAAUGGCGGGUCUGCAGGACGACAAGCUGCUGGACGGCUGUGGUAACGACAAGAUGCAUCCCCUGUACGGUCACGGGGUCUGCAAAUGGCCAGGCUGUGAGGCCAUCUGUGACGAUUUCCAGUCAUUUCUUAAACACCUCAACACAGAGCACACGUUAGAUGACAGGUCCACUGCGCAAGCAAGAGUACAGAUGCAAGUGGUAUCUCAACUGGAACUUCAAUUGCAGAAGGAGAGAGACCGACUGCAAGCCAUGAUGCAUCAUUUGCACAUGUCCAAACAGCAAGCUUCUCCUGAACCUCCAAAAUCAGAACCUACGACUGGACCAAGUCUGACCAAACUGAGUUUGUCUUCAGUUCUCUUGAGCCAACCACCACCAAGCCUGGUGACAUCUGCUGUAAGCCAAGUUGCACCAGUGUCCAUGUCAGCUCUGGUCUCUGCUGUGCGGUCACCUGUGUUACAGCCACCGACACCCAACAUAGGUGGACCAAUUAGAAGGCGGAUCAGUGACAAGUCUGCAUUAUCUCUUGCAGGAGGAGCUUUUGAAGAAACUCCAUUAAGGCGGCGAGUUGCAGACAGAGUGGCAGUAGAUAUUACUGAAGAAAUUCAGAGGAAUCGUGAGUUCUACAAGAAUGCAGAUGUGAGGCCUCCCUUUACCUAUGCAUCUUUAAUACGGCAGUCCAUCAUUGAAUCACCAGACAAGCAGCUCACACUCAACGAGAUUUACAACUGGUUCCAAAACACUUUCUGUUACUUUCGUCGAAAUGCAGCGACAUGGAAGAACGCGAUCCGCACCAAUCUGUCACUGCACAAGUGUUUUGUGCGCUAUGAAGACGACUUUGGCUCCUUCUGGAUGGUGGAUGAUGCAGAGUUUGUCAAGCGACGCCAUCUUUCUCGUGGUCGUCCCCGGAAAUAUGACCCCACCCCAUCACCCACUCCACCCCACCUCUCCGCACAGGGAGUGCAGUCUAAAAGCCCCACCUUGACACACAGCCCCACGUUGUAUGGAGAUGCAUUGAAUGCCAGCUUACAGAACUCCCAAUGUGAGAAUUAUUCUGAGGCUGCACUUGGUGACAGCAACAUAGGGUUUCUCAACAAUUCUAUGAGCACUUCCACAACAACCAGUCCAGAAAAAGUACCAUCUCCACCCUUGGAGCACAGAGCAUCAAUGGAAGGAGCCAUGAUGCACAUCAAACAGGAAGCUGUGCCACCUGUGCUCCCUUCUUCAAUGGUAACUGAGAGUGAAGGUCUGGUGCACCUGAUAAAGCGAGAGGUGUUAGAACAGGGAAUGGAUGGAGAGGAGACAGAGGGUGUGGGUGUUGAAGUUGAUGAAGAGAGAGUUUAUGGACCUGGAGCUUCAGUAGGUACGCCCAUGGAUCAGAGUCACGAGUUGGAAGAAGGAGACGAGAUGGCUGAAGACCUCUCGAUGGUCCCAGAUGUGGUGGAAGAAACACUUGAGGCAUAGUAUGAACGCCUUCCCAAGGGCAAAGUGUUUACCAUAUCUUGUGUUUAAUGUUCAGUUGCAAACUACAGUGUUGGGGAAUGAUCAGAAUGGACCAUUACUUUCCCCUGGUUGUGUGCGUUACCUUGGAACAAGAAAAUGCUAAAUCUAAUCCAUAUCUCCUCAGAAGCAAUUGCAGACUAAUUGAAUUUGACUGUUGCAAUUAUCAACUACUACCUUGGCGAGUAAAUGUCAAUCAACAAAUAUUAGCUGAACUGCAGGCUGUGUGUAUGAAUGCCUGUGUAUAUGUGUGUGUAUGCUUGUGUGUAUGUAUAUGUAUGUAUAUAAAUAAUGUGGACAUCUUCAAUGAAUAGUAACAUACGAGAGUGUUAUGAAGACUGCAUAGUGAAUGAUUGUGUUAUCAUAUUUAUAUAUAUAUAUAUAAAUAUCCAUAUACAUUUAUAUAUAUAUAAAUAUAUUUAAAGAGCAUGUAACUUAUAAUUGGUAGGAAAUUAGAGUUGUUCUUCUGUAAGGUUCUGUAUCAGUAGCACUAAUGAGAUACAUUCAAUGCUGAGACACUAAUGAAUAAACUGAAAGGUGGUGCAACUGUCCAAACAUUGAUUGUCAGCACGAACUAAAAGUAUACGUGUCAAAGUGUCAUGAAGUCACAUUGGCUCACAUCAGCUGAAGCUGCGCCUAGUCCUGAUGUGUGAGUUGGAUAUCUACCAUAUGUAGCAUCGUAGUGUGUAGAAGCAUAUCUUUCACGUGCAUUAUUUAUUUUCUUCGUUAACAUCCAAGUACAAUAUUGUACCUCAACAUGCAUGUUCUUUUCUCAGAACAAGCUGGGAUGGAGCAACCUUGCCAAGGAUCAGGCUAUAAUGUUGAUGUGAAUGUUAGUUCUCAUUUUUGGGAUGGAAGUGUAAAGAGAGUACUCUAGACAGGAAAUCAUUUCCUAACUUAUUUUAUUUAUAUUGAGAAGUUCCUUUCCAAUUCUAAGAUUAAAACUCAAAAAUAGAUUGCUCUCUGUGUUCAUAUGUAGGCCAAGAGGAUGUUUAUUUUAUGCUAAUUCUUGUCAUUAAUUGUGUUAUUUUAACAUGUUUAUUAUAGUUGAGAAAUCAGACAUGUCCAUGUUAAAUGUGAUGGAGUCUUUGUCUCCAUUACUGCCUAAAUACAUUUUUCCACUUAAAUUCGCUUUGAAUUCAAGUACAGGGUAGGUUGGCAAUCUCAAAAUACAGAGAGUUCCUACAACUUGGUUAUUAUGAACUGUGAACAGUUAAAGGAAGCACAAUGGGAAACCACGUAAAUAAAGGAACUAAUGUAAAUUCUGGCAUGCUAGAGUGCUAUCAGAGACAUCGGUAGUUUAGUACUGAUUGCUGUUAGAAUGUGCAGGCAAGGAAUGGGACAAUAGCAUUGCAUAGAAAUCACUGCUUAGAUGCUUGGUUGAUGUUAGAAUUCUUACAUGCAAAACUGAGGGAAACAUCCAUAUCAUUGCUAGUCGUCAUGUAGUUUGGUAAGAGAUGCAAAAAAAAUGUAAUUGGAAUAUCAGAAGCCAACAGCAAUACUGAUGGAAUUAUUUUAUACAUCCUAUGAAGAACUGUAUUAUAUUAUAUAUGUAUACAGAAGAUCAAGAGGGUGCAAUUUUUUUUUUUAAGUUAUAAAUCAAAUAACCUGAGUUGAAACUUAAUCUUAAUCUGCACAUCUUUGUUCUCUUAUAAGGUAAAUUAUCCAGUAAUUGCUUUUACUGUUUAUAGUCUGAAUGGACUUAAUGCAUUCCUAGUUCAUUUUUUCUGUUUACAGUAUAGGAAAUGUGUAAUUACAUCAUUGUGAUUACCCAGAAUUCAGUGGGCAUAUAUGUGAUUUUUAUGUCAUGUUAUGAUCAGUAAUUAAUAAUUUCAAAGGAACUGCAAAGUUUUAUUAGUUCUGUCUGAAAAUUGUAGAAGAACUAUAAUUCAUGCACUGUUCUGUGAAUGGAGAUUUGUUAGUAAGUCUUUUAUUUUGAAACAAUUCUGUGGCACUUUUGAUUAUAUCUUAGUGCCAGUUUAAGGCAUAAACAUUGAUCGAAACAUUUCUCUUAAUGACCUUCGUCUAUACUUUUAUAAUGUAUAGAAUGCCAUUAUUUGUGGAAUUAUUCAUGUUUUAGAAGCUUGUAAAAUUAUGGAGAAAAAAUUUAUUUGGGCUGUGGUGUACAGUUGUUAAUAGAGACAGACUUUAUUGUGUA